This is a messenger RNA of Salvelinus namaycush (lake trout), 1178 nucleotides long. RefSeq names its product placenta-specific gene 8 protein-like. Lineage: Eukaryota; Metazoa; Chordata; Actinopteri; Salmoniformes; Salmonidae. The record is from RefSeq and is a predicted model, not a curated record. The transcript is spliced from 4 exons. Bases 137 to 529 code for a protein of 130 amino acids.
GAAACUCCACCGAGGUCAACUUCCAUUGUAGGUGUUUUAGGCUGCCUGCCGCCACAUACCAAAACAGCACAACCGUUGAUCUCUGUGUUGCAACUUUUCUCUUCUCAGACUUUAUAGUUAAGACGAAUAGAAAGCCAUGGCUGUCCACCAGCAGCAGAUCACCACUGUAACAACCACCCAGAGGUCGGGGGAAUGGAGCACAGGACUGUGUGACUGCUGCUCUGACAUGGGCACCUGUUGUUGUGCCUUGUGGUGCUUCCCCUGUCUUCAGUGUCAGACCGCCUCCCACUUCGGCUGGUGUCUCUGCAUGCCCCUCCUGGACCCAUGUGCCUUUAUGGCUGUCUCCUGCUGCAUGCGCUCCUCCAUGAGAGAACGCUACGGCAUCCAGGGUUCGACGUGUGGAGAUGUCGCAUUGGUGUGUUGCUGCUACGUCUGUACCUGGUGCCAGAUGGCCCGUGAGGUUAAGACGCAGACCACAUCAGGCCCCCAACAGGUUCACGUGGUCACCCAACAAGUUCACAUGGCUUAGGACCCCAAAAUGAGGGUAGGGACUAGAUGGCCAGUCUAGAAGGGUCUUAACUGCUGAGCAAGAACUACUGAGCAAGUGCUUUACUAACUUUUUGUUCCUUAUAAUGUUUAAAGGUUAAGGAUAGGGCUUACAGUUUGGGCUUGUGGUUGAAAAAUUGUACCAUUUCAUAAUUUCUAGCAUUGCCAAAUAGUGAUGGCCAAGAAAGAGGGCCAUAUCGGGAUAGAAUACCAUUCCAGUCUAUAGCAAACAUAUGUUGAAUGUACUGCAUAAUUCAGAUGUGUCUGUAGGAGAGACAUUUUAUAUAAUUUACUCAUCUCAUAGUAACCAUUGAAUGUUAAUCUCAGGCUUUAAAGGUCCAGUGCAGUCAAAAACGUGAUUUGUCUGUGUUUUAUAUAUAUUUCCACACUAUGAGGUUGGAAUAAUACUGUGAAAAUUAUGAUAAUGCCCUUUUAGUGUAAGAGCUGUGUAAAAAGACCUCCUGAAAUGUGCCCCUGUUUUGGUAGGAGGGAGUUUUGGCCUUCCAUGGUGACAUCACCAGGCUGUAAAUGAGUUAAUAGACCAAUAAGAAAGACAGUUCCAAACCUCUCUGCCAAGAACAGCAUAUUGUCAGUUUUCCCCUCCUCACUUAAACACACCCAGACAGUCCUAA